Molecule: messenger RNA, 1852 nt
Organism: Lycium barbarum (goji berry)
Lineage: Eukaryota; Viridiplantae; Streptophyta; Magnoliopsida; Solanales; Solanaceae
Product: probable acyl-[acyl-carrier-protein]--UDP-N-acetylglucosamine O-acyltransferase, mitochondrial
Exons: 3
Coding region: 165-1184 (339 amino acids)
Biological process (GO): lipid biosynthetic process
Molecular function (GO): acyl-[acyl-carrier-protein]-UDP-N-acetylglucosamine O-acyltransferase activity
Source: RefSeq, a predicted model, not a curated record
AGAAAACUCACUCUCAGUAAAUUUUCUUCCACAGUCAAUUAUGCUUCAGUAGAAGAGAAACCAACUGAUGCAACUGAUGAAAAACCAAGAUUCAUUCACCCCUCUUCUGUUGUUCAUCCUAAUGCCAUUUUGGGUGAUUAUACAAACACAACAAGAGCCUACUGAUGAAAUGGUGGUGGAGGUAUGGCCAGGAGACGCCUAACCUCUGGAAAGAAGUGGUCAACGCGAAGUAUGGGAAACUUGACAACUGGUGCACCAAGAAAAAUACAGCCCCUCAUGGUGUUGGUCCCUGGAAGUACAUUAAUAAUAUGAAGGAUGACUUCUUCCAGGAAGUGUCCUUUAGGAUUGGAAAUGGCACCUCUGUAAAGUUUUGGAAAGAUAAGUGGUUGCUUAAUAUUCCCCUGAAAGACUCUCAUCCUAGACUCUUCCUAAUAGCAACAGAACCAGACUCCACAGUUGCAAGCAACAGGGAUGGAAACAUUUGGGAUAUCCGUUUUAGAAGAAAUUUACAGGACUGGGAACUGGGCGAGAUCUUUGACCUGUUUAAAUCUUUGGAAAGGUUUCCAGUGAAUUCACAAACACCAGAUAGCCUGAAAUGGGGAGAAUCAAGCAAAGGGGUGUUCUCAGUGAAGGCGAGUUAUAAUAGGAUGAACACUAUCGAUGUUUUGACUGAUCCUUGGCCUUGGAAAUUGAUAUGGAAGACAAAAUUACCCACCAAAAUCAAGUGUUUUACUUGGACAGCCCUCAAAAAUGCCACACUAACUCUGGAUAAUUUUAAAAAGAAGAAGAUCCAUUUGGUGAACAGAUGCUAUAUGUGCCAAAAAGAAUCGGAGUCAGUAAACCAUCUUUUUUUGCACUGCCCUGUUGCAGCAGAUCUCUGGCACAUGUUUACAGCAAUUCUUGGAAUCAGUUGGACAAUCCCAUAUUGCUUAAAAGGAGCAGUUGAAAGUUGGAGCUUAUGGAAAAUGAACGAAACCAUCAACAAGAUCUGGCAAAUGAUACCUGCAUGUAUUUUUUGGUGUUUAUGGAUAGAGAGGAACAGCAGAUGUUUUGAUGGGACUUCAACUCCUAACUGUUCUCUAAAAUCAAAGUGCUUAGUUAACCUUUUUAGUUGGAGCAAUCUAUCCCCUGUGAAUGAUGUUAUCCCCCUUUUAGAUUUCAUUGGCUCCCUCUCAGUGGCUUAGUAGCCUUGAGUCUUUUGCUCAUGGUUUUAAACUCCCAGCUCUUAAUAAUUUUCUUUUGCAGUGUCUGGAGUUUUUAACCUUUUCUUUGUAAAGUUUUGCAUCUGCUUUAUGCUUUUGAAUAUGAAUAUAACAACUUACUUCAUCAAAAAAAAAAAAAUAGGUAUUGUACUAUACUACUAUACUUAACACAUCUUUAUAGUCGAGGGACUUCAUAUAACGUUUUAUCUUUGAAUCAGCUGACUUAGUUAAAUAUAGAAUAAAGUGGAGCUAAAAGAUCAGUAUAGGCAAUUCCAACUAGUUGAGGUUAGGGCUUAGUCGUUAUUGUACUUCUAUCAGGUUCAAUGUUUGCCAAUUGCUAAGAAUCCUCUUAUUCUGGUAAAACGUUAUAUCUCAACCCCAAAUAAAUUUGCCGUACAAGACAAUAUUUGUUAUUGUUAUUGUUUGGGCACGUGUGAGAUAUAGCGAAAUGAACGUAGAGGAUUCAUAUAGCCAAUUUGACUUAGUUUGGAUUGACACAUAGUUGGUUGAUUGAUUGAUCAAUCUGGAUAUGCCACAUUUCUUCCUCUGACACAAUUUAGCUUAUCCAAUUUACUAGAGAUGUUCAGGUGUAAAUGGUUAGGCCUUAGCUGAACUAGCAAUUUGCGGAUAGUUAAAUGAGCUUUCUCUGC